Molecule: messenger RNA, 2536 nt
Organism: Myxocyprinus asiaticus (Chinese sucker)
Lineage: Eukaryota; Metazoa; Chordata; Actinopteri; Cypriniformes; Catostomidae
Exons: 5
Coding region: 31-600 (189 amino acids)
Biological process (GO): interleukin-15-mediated signaling pathway; positive regulation of ERK1 and ERK2 cascade; T cell activation
Cellular component (GO): external side of plasma membrane; membrane raft
Molecular function (GO): MHC class II protein binding; protein tyrosine kinase binding
Source: RefSeq, a predicted model, not a curated record
GUAGAUUUUGUUGAAAACUGAAAGAGAAAAAUGACUGUCCUAUUGUGCACAUGUCUCGGAUUGCUGUUCAGCUUUCUUCAUUUUAAUGCAGCUGCUGAUGUGCAUGAAGCAAAACAAACUGCCUUGGUUGGAGAGCAUGUGACUUUUCCGUGCAAUAAUAAAGUUCCUCAAACAAACUGCAGUAAAACUACAUGGCUUUAUAUUGAUAAUACUGCCACUGAGCUGGUCACCCAUGGUAAGAUCAGGCCUCGCAACUCAGAGAGGGCAAAGAGAAUGAGUUUGAAGUCUGACUGUUCUCUACAUAUCAAUGACAUCACAGAUGAAGAUGAAGGAUGCUACACCUGCCAACAGUAUCCAGAAGGGGGUGGAAGUCAACUUACAGCGGAGGCCAGAAUUUGUCUGACUAUUAAUAAAGGCAAUACAACAGACAAAAAUGAGAGAACAUCAGUUGUAAACCAAAACAACAUUUGUCAUGAACACAGCGAUGGUGAAGAUGUGGUGACCUACACUGAGCUGAACCACAAUAUAGUGAUACCAAGGAAAGUGGAUAUUGACAAAGAAUACCAAAAAACAGAAUAUGCUGUUGUGAAACUUUCCUAAUUGCUAUAAACAACAGUUUGCUGAAAAGCUCACAAAACACUUCGUUUCAUGCUAAAUAAAUCAUCAGUUAACUUAUAGCAUAAAAUAUGUUGUUUUCAUUGUGUAUAUGACUCAUGAGGGUGGUUGCACAUUACACCCACAGCAUAUACUGUACAUGAUGAUCCCAAUGUGAAUAGUGUCUGUGUGUGGUUUAAAGUCACUCACAAGUCAUAAGUUUUCUUCAACUUCUCCAAAUUUGAAGUUAAAUGAAUCCAUAUAAGCUUUAAUAGUCAUCCAACCAUGUGAGUAGAUGGGAACAACAUUUUCUUUUUACAGGUCCUGAUGUAAUUUUACAUAAACCAAUUAUGGACUUGAGACAAUAACCACAAUAUACAAAGGACAUUGCGUGAUAUGUCCAGCACAACAGUAUACACAGUAUAGUGUACAUAAUACAAAUAAUAGAAAUACUGGUAGUCUCAACUUGACAGUUAACACAGUAUACACAGAACAUGAGGGACACAUAAAAUAAUAUAAUUUAAAGUUAUGUUUCACCUUCUUUACCUGACGGUUUUAUGCUAUACUGGAGCUGUCCUAUUUUUUUACAGAUGGUUUUUUUUUUUUUUCUUCAAUUGAAGACAAAAAUAUAAUUUAUUCUAGACAACAUUAUGUGAGUAAAAUGAAAUACAAAUGCCAGUUAUACAAGAACAAGUUUUACUGAGUUUUAUUCAUCUAUGAGUAUUGAAGGAUUUGGUUUGUUAUUUAUAUGUGACGAAUUGACCCCUAUGACUCAAUGUUGUCAUUAUGUUUUGGUUGAAGAAAUUGGACCACUUUUUAAAUGAAUUAUGUUAGUGAUAAUAAUAAAAGUAAGGACUUUAUUCCAAGAAAUAAAAUAAAAAUUGUGACAUAUAAAAGAUAUCAAAUUAAUUUGAAACACUAUAAAUAUGUUUUAUUAAAAAUGAUCUUUUUUUCAGCAUUUCAUAUCUUAAAAUAGCUCAACUUUUUACCCAUUUUUGUAAGAUUUUCUUACAGUCUAUUGACCAAUCACUUUGAACAAAGGAAUUAGUCAUGAGAAUAUAAAUUGGAAACUCUUGUGGUCACAUCCAAUGGGAAAUAAAAUGCUCAGAGAACAAUUCAUAGAAAAUGUUCAUACCUCGGAAGAAAACGUACUUGUUUUUUUAACUAGAUUGUUGAUCGAAAAUAAGGAAAAGUAGCAUCUGAAAUGUGUUUCCUAAUCUCCAUGUUCCUUUGAUUUGUAUUUGGUGGUUAAUGAGGUAAAACACUGUUUAAAAGAAAAAUCUGACUGCUUCUGUUUUUGUGAAAGUAGAACCCAUGUUGAGAUGACGCAAUAGGUGUGAAGGGCCUGAUCUUGACUGUGCCUGAGUCCACAUGGCCAAGCUCAAGAACAAAAGGUUGCAAGACUCUCUUGUCUCUGUCCCACAGAUCUUUGAAAACCCCCCUCAAACCCCCAAAAUACACCAGUACAACCCAUACCCCAGCACAUACAUACAACCUCAGCAUGUGGCAGACUACCGGAGCCGGCCCAAUGUUGCUCCAUUUGCAUUUUAAGCACAGGAUGGAAAGAGAACACUUGAGGUGUUGUAGCAAUGGCUCAUCUGCACACUGACAUUACAGCAAGCAUAUAAUAUUGCAGCACAUCAUCCCUUAUGUUUUAAUAGAGUUGGGGUACUCGAGUUUGACUCAGACUUGAGUCCGAGUCACGAGUCCAAUUUUAAUGGACUUGGACUUGUCACGGACUCAACUAAGGUGGACUUGUGCUCAACACUACGUUUUAACUCAUAGAACUUCUGUUAUCACAAGUAUCACACAAGUUUUUACAUAAAAGGCUUCUUUUAUAAAGGCUAAGUUGCGUUUUCUGGGGCCGGUUUGCAUAAACAUAGUCAUUAACUUAAGACUUCUUCCAAUAAUUAGUCUGACUUGCUAAAGAUGCCACAGGAAG